Messenger RNA from Drosophila takahashii, 2733 nucleotides. RefSeq names its product aminopeptidase Q. Gene Ontology annotation, cellular component: cytoplasm. The record is from RefSeq and is a predicted model, not a curated record. Gene Ontology annotation, biological process: proteolysis. Gene Ontology annotation, molecular function: zinc ion binding; metallopeptidase activity. Lineage: Eukaryota; Metazoa; Arthropoda; Insecta; Diptera; Drosophilidae.
UCGCAAUGUUGCUGCGAAUAGUCCUCUUAUAUUUGAGUUUGUCACCGGGAAAAGUCGCUGAAUCCUCGGUGACGCCGUUGCGUUAUAAUCUGACGAUCCUCACGCACCUGGGGAACGGUGUCCAGAAGGAAUAUGAGGGAAUCGUUUCCAUCGACAUAAAAGCGAUGAAAGCCUCGAAAUAUAUUUAUCUUAACGCCCGCGACCUAAACAUGUACUUGGAGAAAACAUAUGUGACGCGAUGGGUUACCGGUCAUUAUAUCAAUGCAGUCGAGAUAAAGAAAACUCCGAAUAAAUCCGGCGAAAUUCAAGUAAUUCUCAGACUACCUCUGAGAAUCGGAGAGACAUACACGCUGUACAUGUUCUUUACUGGCGGUUUAACUAGGCCGAAGAAGUUCGGCUACUUUUCGGGAAAUUACGAAAGAACGCCGCAAAUCUUUUAUGCACUAACGCGCUUCGAGCCGGACUACGCACACACCGUGUUUCCCUGCUUCGAUAGCCCACUCUACAGGACACCUUUCAACCUAACCAUGGUGCACCACAAGCAAUAUACUGCACUCAGCAAUAUGCCCGCCACAGGACAGACACCGCACGAUGAGAUUGACGACUAUGUGUGGACGACCUUCAUGGGAACACCGCCGCUGGCUACCUACCAGGUCAUGUGGGCUCUGCACCGCCUUGACAAAGUUUCCAGUAGCCUCACCAAAACGGGAGAGAACGUCACCGUUUGGGCGCGUUGGCAAUUGAAGGAAAAGCUGGCCAAUGUAGCGAAUAUGACGCCCGAGCUGCUCACCAACUACGAGACUUUGUUCGCCCAGCCAUUGCCAAGUGGACCGGAUUGGGGUGGCAAGUUCGAUCAACUGGUUAUUCCGGGCUAUGCCAAAGUGUAUAGUGGCAAAGGUCUCAUGGUGCUGGGAGAGGAUGAAGUGGAUCCCAACGAGACGACGCUCGUUAGUCUCAAGGAAUUGCUGGCGGAGCAGUUGGCCAGCCAGUGGAACGGACUACUGGUGAGCGCAUCCGACUGGGAUGGAGGAUACGUGCGCGACGGCAUCAACAAAUAUCUGGCAUUGCAGGCGCUGGCCAUGCCGAACAAGGGGGAGUAUAACAAGACCCACCUGCUGACCACCCGCCUGGAUGUCUUGAGCUAUGAUUCGCUGCUCGAAUCGAAGGCCAUUGCAGUCGAUGCGAGGGAAAACGGACACGAUAAGUUUCGCAAGCACAAGAUGUGCCUGAUCACGCACAUGAUAAGAUUGGCCAUCGGCGAUAAGGGGUUCUUUGAGGGAUUGCAGGAAUUCGUCCAGCGGUACGCCAAUUCCUCCGCUUCAAUCAAGCAGCUUUGGGAGGAUUUGCAACGAGCGGCACGCCGAACUCACCAGCUGCCCGUCGGCGUGGCCUUGACCACUGUCAUGGAGUCGUGGCUUAGGCAACCAGGAUACCCUGCACUCUCCGUUCUGCGCGACGACAAGACUCACAAGGUGACCGUAACGCAGAGCCGCUACUUUCAGAGAAAAAUGACCAUCGCAUCGAAAGACUGCUGGUGGCUGCCGGUGAUCUAUAUCUCCAAGAAGGUAUCGCUUGCUCAGGUGGAGUGGCUUGGCUGUCAGAAUAAGAAAGCGGAAAUCUUGACUCUAAACAACGUCGUUGAACCGCAGGAGUGGCUGCUGUUUAAUGUGGAUGCCGCAGCACCUCUUCGUGUUCUCUACGAUCUUUCUAACUGGCGGCUGAUUACUGAGGCACUGCUGCAGAACUUCACCCAGAUCCCGGAGCUCAGCCGAGCCCAGUUGGUGGAUGAUGCCCUCAACCUCGCCUGGUCGGGUCAACUACCCUAUAGCGUUGCCCUAAGCGUUGUCAAGUAUCUUCCAAAUGAGACCAGCAUUGCUGUUUGGCAAACGGCUCUUACUAAUUUAGAAAAGUUGCAGGAUGUCAUGAGAAUAACUACAGGAUAUAGGAUAUUUAAGCUCUUCAUGCGCAAACUCAUUGAGCCUUCGUUUAAGGAAACGUUAAAAAAGUUUGCAACGACAGCCAGGACAAGUCCUUAUAUUCCGACACCGCUACCGAAACUAUCCGUGCCGACGAUCCUGUACCGGCUGGCGUGUCAGUUCGAAAUCAAUGAAUGCCUGACGGAUGCACAGAAGCGAUUUGCGACGGCGAUGGAACAGAAAAACAUAUCCUCCAUACCGGUGGAAUUGCAAGAAACCGUACUGUGCAAGGGCAUCCGCAACGGAUUGGAAGAUCACUGGCAAAUAGUGCGUGAUAUGUUCCUCAAUGCCACUGAAAUUAAGGAGAAGGGAAUCCUCCUUAACUCACUCACCUGCACUACGGAGUAUUGGGCGAUGCAAAAGUUGCUCAAUUGGGCCUUCGACGACGAAAAGGUGCCAAAAGCGCUGACAGUUGAUCUCUUUACCGCCGUUAUGCACACCUACCUGGGUUUCUAUGUGGGCAAUCAGUUUCUGUUCGACAACUUGGGGGAAGUCCUGCGACGCUACACUGCCAACGAGGUCAAGGCGAUCCUGAAUCCCUUUAUUAAAGCAGUGACCACCAAGGAGGAGCUGGCGUCGCUACAAGACCUUUUCAAAAAGACAAUGACAUCAUCGAUGACCUCCGGUAUUAAUUCCAUGCUGGAGCCUGCGUCUGACAGGGUGAAUUGGCGGAAGUAUAACUAUUUUGAUUUCCUUAAUGCCAUUCGAAAUAUUACUUUAAAAAAAGAAGUCUCUUCUUUAUGGAAUUCAGCUUAAA